Saccostrea cuccullata (small rock oyster) is the source of this 751-nucleotide messenger RNA. RefSeq names its product transmembrane protein 256 homolog. The coding region runs from base 85 to 570 and encodes 161 amino acids. Gene Ontology annotation, cellular component: membrane. NCBI's taxonomy places the organism in Eukaryota, Metazoa, Mollusca, Bivalvia, Ostreida, Ostreidae. The record is from RefSeq and is a predicted model, not a curated record. The transcript is spliced from 4 exons.
CUCAAGUACGAAAGCGAAAGUACAAAAUCCCAUGUUGCAAUAAAUUGGUGGUUUCUGAGGUCAAGACGAUUAUAAUGUAACAACAUGACAGAGAUCUUGAACUUGGGUCUAUUCUACCUUGAUAAAGCCGUAACACAGCUAGGUUAUCCCAGGAAAGAGGUGGAGAAGGCUGCAGGUGAGGUGAGACAGGAAGUCACAUCAAAAGCUAAGGAAGUAAUGGCCCUGCACGGAUCAAGGUUUUUCCUAAGAAUCGGCGGCCUGUCCGGUGCAGUCGCAGUAUCAAUGGCUGCGUAUGGAGCUCAUGCUUUCAAAGUUGAAGAUGAAAAAGGAGAGCAGUUGAAAAAGAUUUUUGAUACCGGGAGCAAGAUGCAUUUGGUGCAUUCUGCAGCACUAGUGUGCUCUCCUCUGUGCAACAGACCAUACCUGACUGGCAGUUUGUUGACCCUGGGAAUCGUCCUGUUUUCUGGCAGUUGUUACGUUCAUGCUUUAACGGGAAACACAAAAAUCCGAUACAUCACCCCCUAUGGAGGAUUUGCCCUCAUCUUUGCUUGGUUAAGCAUGCUGUUAUAAUGAGUAACAUCAAACAGACAGACUGGUGUGAUGUGAAGAAAAGUUGUGAUAAAUUGUAAAUGUAUAUUUCAUAUUCUAUACUUUUAAAAUCAUGUGUAAGAAACUUUUUUAUAUUGAUUUUGAGUUCUUUGUAAUACAAUGGAGACCAAAAUUUGUCUUAUGACACACAAUAAAGUACUGA